UUUGUUUUUACUGAAAAAAUGUUUUCAAUAAAACAUUAAAAUUAAUGUUAAUUUUUGUUAAUUUAAUAAAAUUGAAUGUGUGUAAGAGAUGUUACAACGAGCGGGCCCACCAACAGCGAGAGGGAAAAAACAUCUGGCAACACCGAGUUGAACGAGGCUUCGCACGCUUAGAUUGUUGACGGUUGACGACUGUGUAACCAGCCGUACGAAUAAUAAAGUGUUUCAUCCGUAUUCUCAUCCGUAGUCUCAUCCCUUUGGGUUAUUGCGCAUAGACACGACAUAAAUGGUGCCGUGACCAGGAUUUGGCCAGAACCGACAUCAACAGGUACGCAAUUCCCUUGUUACUACCGUUAUCCGAUCCGUUGUCGUCCCGCUCAUCGUUACGGGCUUUCGCCGCCAUAUUGCCCGUCUUCUCCGUUGUUCGCAGAACUGAUUUCAUUACCCCACCGUCACAUGACCGAAACAUGACCGAAACAUUUCCGAACGGAACAAAUCCAAAUUCCACCAAGGAAUUGAGUAAGCUCCGACGCUGCCGUAAUACCAUAAGAACGUCCGUGACGAAGAUGAUCGGCAAGAUCAACGCCAUUUCGGACCCGACGCCGUCCGAUGAAAUCGAACUGUCCCGUGACAUGUUGAACAAUUGGCUUAGGGAGUUAAAGAUAUUAGAUGAAGCUAUUCAUGAUAAACUCGAGGACACGGAAUACGAAACCGACGCCGCUGCCUGUGAAGAGAGAGAAGAAUCUACCCGACUUGCCGUGAUUCGAGCCCAACGAGUUCUCGACCGUAGGAACGCCGCAUCCGACCUCACCCCGGCAAGCCCCAUCAGUCCCGACUCUCCGUCCUUUAUUGGUCAACCACAGGCACCCACUCGCACCAGAUUGCCCGCCUUGGUCCUUGAAUCGUUUGAAGGAGAAAUAGCUAAAUGGCAACGCUUCUGGGAACAGUUCACAGCGGCCAUUGAUGAGGACCCAAAUAUACCGGACAUUGAAAAGCAUGUCUUCCUUCGGGGAUAUCUUCGCGGUGAGGCUAAGCGCCUAGUAGAUGGCAUCGCCAUAACCGCAGGGACAUACGCGGUGACCAAGGCUCGACUACUGAAGAAAUAUGGAGAUAAGAACCGUAUAAUUCAGGCCCACAUCGACUACCUAGACGGUCUACAACCUUUAAUCCAUCCGACCGCCGCCAAAUUGAACGACCUCUUCGUGGAGUGCAACAAUAGAGUGCACGCCCUGAAAGCCCUGGGAGAGCCCAUUAGCCAUUAUGGACGCAUCCUAACGCCGAAAAUCCUUCGUGUAUUCCUAGAUUCUUUGUGUGAACGAUAG
This is a messenger RNA of Centruroides sculpturatus (bark scorpion), 1319 nucleotides long. RefSeq lists its product as uncharacterized. Lineage: Eukaryota; Metazoa; Arthropoda; Arachnida; Scorpiones; Buthidae. The record is from RefSeq and is a predicted model, not a curated record. The transcript has a single exon. The coding region runs from base 465 to 1319 and encodes 284 amino acids.